This is a messenger RNA of Erigeron canadensis, 10458 nucleotides long. RefSeq names its product centromere-associated protein E. The coding region runs from base 78 to 10286 and encodes 3402 amino acids. Lineage: Eukaryota; Viridiplantae; Streptophyta; Magnoliopsida; Asterales; Asteraceae. The transcript is spliced from 19 exons. The record is from RefSeq and is a predicted model, not a curated record.
GUAAAGCUUUCCUAAACAUUUAAACCGCCAUCUCACAAAAUUUAUUGUGAGAUUUUUUUUCCAACUGUACAUGAGCUAUGGCAACCGAAACUGAGAUUCCUGAAUCUGUUUACUUAAAGAAAGGUGAAAGGGAGGAUAAUGUGUUAAGUGAAAAUUUGGAAGAAAAGGUUACAGAACUUAGCAACCAAGUGAAGCAACUUGAAUCUAGUAGUCAGCCACUUGAAACUAGUAGUCAAGUGGCAGAAACUGUAAAUACAUUAGAAACUGGUAAAGCGACCAACGAGAGUGAAACUUUUAUCCCAGCACUCUCAGUUCCCAUGGUCACUAGCAACACACUAGAAAGUUGUGAGGCCACUACAACAGAAGAAGAAAGUAAGACGUUCAAGAUUGAAGACUUCAAAGAAGGGAAACCAAAUAUCGAUGAACAAGUUGAAGCUGUUUCGACAAUAGCAGAACCUGAAGAAGCUACAGAGAAUGAAGAAAAGUAUGAUGAAAAGGCUAUUGAGAAGAAUGAAUCUGAGGGGAUCGGCCCAGACAAGGCUGACUCUGAAUUAGGAUUAAAACUAUCUGAAAGCAUGUCGUCAAGUAAGAAAGAAGUUCUUGACAUUUUAGAGAAAAAUCAAGGACAAAAUGAUGAUGUUCCAAGCUCACAAGAUGGAACCCAUGAUGAUCUAAAUGAAACAACAACCACUGAACACGAAACCACAAUGGCCGAUUUCAAGGAGCAAGAUCCAAGUGAAAAGCCUAGAGAGUUCCUCAAGGAAGAAACAGAGGACAUAUUAACUGAUGCUUGCAUCUCAACACAAACAACACCUGAAGUGAAAGUUACAGAACACGAUGAAAAGGAUGAAAAAGAAGCUGGAAAACCCGACAGUCCCGCAAUCAAGGAAGUAUGUGAAGAAACUGGUAAAAACGUCGAGUAUCAAGAACAGGCGGUCAAUUUGUUAGAAAAAGGUAAAGAUAUUGAAUUGGAACAAGAGGUAACAAAAGACCAAGGAAAGGAUGAAGUUAUAGAUGUUAAAGACGGCACAUUUGAAGGAGGCUUUGAAGAAAAGAUUCAACAAUGUGAAGAUAAUGACCAUGAAGUUGCUAAAGCUAAAGAAAGCAUAGAGGAAGAUACUAAAGAAGUCGGAACUGUUGAGGCAGCAGAAAAAACGGAGCAACAAAUGACAAAUGUCAUUCCGCCUGAUGUUUGUAUCGCAACGCAUAUAGAACCUGAAGAAAAAGUUACAGAAAAUGAAGUAAGGAAUGAUGAAAGGGCAAAUGAGAAUGAUGAUGGUCAGACGAAAAAGUCUGAGAAGGCUGAAUCUGAAGAAGGGUCAAAUUUUCUCGACACUUCCACUAUCACAUCGAAAGAAAAUGAAACAGCAAGCCAUGAUGAAGAUCAACAAAAGGAACAGGAGCUUUAUAUGUCAGAAAAAGGGCAAACACAAUCUCUAGCUGAAGAAGAGCAUGAAGAAGAGGUCAUUGAGAUCAAAGAUGAUCAAAAAGAAAACUGCGACAACGUCUUAACCAAGGAAGCAUUCAAAGAGACCGACUCUGAGAAAGUUAAAUCUGAAAGUGUAGAAGUUUCUGACAGUUCCAAUAUUGAGCUAAACGAAAAGGCAGUGGCAAUUUUAAGCAAAGAUGAAACUGCAGAAAAGGAACAAGAGCUCAACAUGUCAGAACAGGGCCAAGAAGAGGACGUCGUUACAUGCUCACAAGAUGCAACCCUAAAAGUUGGAGAAAUUAUAAAGGAAAACACCGAAGAGAUAAAAACAGAAAAGGCCGAGCAACAAGGGUUGUUGCAUCCCACUACCACUGAUGAUCGUGUCUCAUCACAAGCAGAGUUACAAGAAGAGGUUAUAAAGAAUGAAGAAAAAGCGAUAGAGGUUGAAGUAAAGGCAGUUCAGAGUGAUGGUGAUCAGAUGGAUAAGUCUGACAACCUCUUUGUCAAGGAAGUGUGUGAAGAGGCCGGCUUAAAAAAGACUGAAGCUGAAGAAGGGAUAAAAAUUUCCGACAGUUCCAAUAUGCUUGUAAGCUCACAGGAUGCAGAACCUGAAGAAGACUUGCAGGAAAAAAGCUGCUACAUUGAAGAUAACAAAACUGAAAUUGUUGAGACUAGAGAAAAUGUAGAUGAAGUCGAAUCAAGUGUUAAAACAGAAGAAGAGACGGGCCAACAAAAGUUGGUGCAUGUCAUUACCACUGAUUCUUGUAGCUCAGCACAAACGGAAAUUGCAGCAGAAACUUUUGAAACUGAUGAAAAGAAUGAAGAGGCUACAGAGAAUAAUGAUGGUCAACUGAAUCUGGAAAGUGCGGUAAAGAAACAAGAGCUUACGAUGUCAGAGGUACAAGGUGGUGAGGAUGAUCUUGAAACCAUACAAAAGGAGGACGAAAAGAAAGCAGAAAUUGGUCAAUAUGCUACCACAGUCGAGGCUGGGAUUUUUGGUGAAACAACUGAAGACAUUAUCAUAGAUGAAGCAAAGGCAAUUGAUGUUCAAGAGGCAAACAUGAAUGAGGAUGGAGAAAAAGAAGAAAUGCCAGAGGGAAUUGUCGAUAAAACUAUAGGCUCAUGUUCGGAAAUUGAGCAAGAUCAACAGACCAAAGAAAUCAUACCAAGUAUUGAAUCAAAUGCAGAAGAGGAUGUUUUUAUCUCAACACAAACAGAAUCUCCAGAAGAGGCUACUAAGAAUGACGAAAAGGCUACUGAGCCAGAUAGUGACAGAAAAGAGAAUUCUCACAAUCCGUUGAUCAAGGAAGCUAGUGAUGAGACUAACUUAGAAAAGUCUGAAUGUGAAAAGCAAACGGAAUUUCCCGAGACAUCUAAUUUGAAUCUAGAUGAGGAUGUCGUUACAUGCUCACAAGAUGAAACCUUAAAAGUUGGAGAAAUUAUAAAGGAAAACACCGAAGAGAUAAAAACAGAAAAAGCCGAGCAACAAGGGUUGUUGCAUCCCAUUACCACUGAUGAUCAUAUCUCAUCACAAGCAGAGUUACAAGAAGAUGUUAUAAAGAAUGAAGAAAAAGCGAUAGAGAUUGAAGUAAAGGCAGUUCAGAGUGAUAGUGAUCAGAUGGAUAAGUCUGACAACGUCUUUGUCAAGGAAGUAUGUGAAGAGACCGACUUAAAAAAGACUGAAGCUGAAGAAGGGCUAAAAAUUUCCGACAGUUCCAAUAUGCUUGUAAGCUCACAAGAUGCAGCACCUGAAGAAGACUUGCAGGAAAAAAGCUGCUACAAUGAAGGUAACGAAACCGAAAUUGUUGAGACUAGAGAAACUGUAGACAAAGUCGAAUCAAGUGUUGAAACAGAAGAAGAGACAGAGCAACAAAAACUGUUGCAUGCCAUAAACACUGAUUCUUGUAGCUCAGCACAAACAAAAAUUCCAGCAGAAACUUUUGAAACUGAAGAAAAGGAUGAAGAGGCUAUAGAGAAUGAUGAUGGUAAAAUAAAUCUGGAAAAUGUGGUAAAGAAACAAGAGCUUAUGAUGUCAGAGGUACAAGGUGGUGGGGAUGAUCUUGAAACCAUACAAAAGGAGGACGAAAAGAAGGCAGAAAUUGGUCAACAUGCUACCACAGUCGAGGCUGGGGAUUCCGAUGAAACAACUAAAGAAAUUAUCAAGGAUGAAGCUAAGACAAUUGAUGUUCAAGAGGCAAACUUGAAUGACGAUGGAGAAAAAGAAGAAAUGCCUAAGGGAAUUGUUGACAAAACUUUAGGCUCAUGUUCGGAAAUUGAGCAAGAUCAACAGACCAAAGAAAUCAUACCAAGUUUAGAAUCUAAUGCAGAAGAGGAUGUUUUAAUCUCAACACAAACAGAAUCUCCAGAAGAGGCUACAAAGAAUGCCGAAAAGGCUACUGAGCCAGACAGUGACAGAAAAGAGAAUUCUCACAAUCCAUUGGUCAAGGAAGCAAGUGAUGAGACUAACUUAGAAAAGUCUAAAUGUGAAAAGCAAAUGGAAUUUCCCAAGACAUCUAAUUUGAAUCUAGAUGAGAAAUCAAUACCAGUUGUAACCAAAGAUGAAGAUCAAGAGAAGGAACAAGAGCUUACGGAUGAAACUGCAGUUUAUGAAGAAAACUUAGAAGAAAAGAAAGAUAUUGAUGAACAAGAACCGCAAAUAAAGAACCAGAAUGAAAGUAAUGAACCCGAACUUGUUGAAACAAGGGGAGAUGAUGAUACUCAAGAAAUCAAAUCAAGUGUCGAAACAAACGAAUGUGCAGAAACAAAACCUAAAGAAGACACUGUAGAGAAUGAAGAAUCGAAGGAUGAAGAUACUACAGAAAAUGACGAUGAUCAAACAAAGAAGUCUGAAAGUCCAAUGGUUAAGGAAGUAUGUGAACCAACAAGCUCAGACAAAGCCGAAUCUGAAGAAGCAGUAAAAGUUUAUGAUAGUCACAGUACGACAAUGGAUGAUAAUGAAAUGAGCAAAGAAGAAAACCUUGAACCGGAACAGGUGACCAAAAUUUCAGAGAUCCAAGGUGAUGAACAUGAUGUUAUAAGCUCACAGAUUGCAUCCAAUGAGGAAACAAAAGAAAACACGAUUGGUCAACAUGCUACCACAGUGGCCUGUUUUGAGGAGGGCCAGGGUGUAAGUGCAGAGACUGAAGAAAUCAUCAAGGAAGAAGCAGAAGAUGAAUCAAUUGAUGCUCAAAAGGCAAGCGAGCAAUGUGAAAUUGACGCAGAAGACAAAGCAGAACAAAAUCCCGAGGAAAGUAUCAACAAAUCUGUGAACUCCUGUUCGGAAAUUGUUGAAGAAAAUGUUAAAAAAGGUGAAGAGACCAACAGGGAAAUACAAGCCGAACUAGAUGCGGAUAGUCAACCUAACAGAACAGUUGAUGGAAGUGAGAUGAAAGAUGAAGUAGUUUCAGCUGAAAAGAUGCCAUUAGAGGUUGGACAAUCUAAGGAACAAUAUGUUGAGGAUAUUCAGACAUGUCCGACUGAAAGCCUCAGUGAAAAGACAGAAGAUGAGAUCACAAAAAAGAACGAACAUUUGUCCUAUGACAAAAUUGAAGAUAAAGAUGGCAAUACCAAUAAAGAAGAUAAGACAUUUCUAGACGGAAGAACAAGAGAGAUUGAAGUCUCUACUUUAGAGCAUGCGCCUGUUGAAGAAAAGAAUGAUGAUCUGGAUGAGGAAUCAAAGGAAAAAGUUACCGAUUUAAUAGAUACCAUGGCGAUAGAGCCUCAAGAAGAUAGCACACCCUCAAACUCGUUAGAAACUUCAACAGAAGACAGUUCAAGUUUAGAGAAGGUAGAAGCAGAAAGUGAAAACUUGUCAAAAGCUGAUCUUGAAUCUGGGUCUGAAGUACAAAUCCCUGAAGUAUUGCCCACAUCAGAAGAGUCGAAGCAGAAAGAAGGGCACCUUGACUUAGAAACAAUAACGCAUGAGGAUGAAGAAAAAGGAAACAUAACAAAUGAUGUGUUAAGUGAUGAGAAACAGGCAACAGAAAUCAUGCAAGAGACUUUCGAGGAGGUAUGUGAAGGGGCUAGCUCGGAAAAGGCUGAAUUAAAAGAAAGUUUAAAACUUUCUGACAGUUCCAAUAUGGAGAUACAAGAGAAAGGUGUAACUUUCCCAGAUGAAGAUCAAGAAAAGGAUCAGGAUGUAAACAUCUCAAUAGAAGGCCAAGGUAAGGAGAAUGUCACAAGCUCUUAUGACGCAGUAUCUGAAAAAGAAAACUUGCAGGAAAGGAGCUACCAAAAUAUAGGCGAUGAACACGAAUUUCUUGAAACUGGGGAAUGCGUAGAUGAAGAUACCAAAGAAACAAAAUCUAGUGUCGAGUCAAAAGAAAAUGAAUUUGAAACUCCCAUGUUUAAAGAAGUGUGUGAAGCAACAACGUCAGAAAAGGCUGAAUCAGAAGACGGGGUAAAACAUCCUGAAGCUUAUGAUACGAAAUCAGACGAGAAUGAAAUAGCGAGCAAAGAGGAAAAUCUUGAAAAAGAUCAGGAGCUGACAAUGUCGGAAGUCCAAGGCAACGUGCAUGAUGCUACAAGCACCAAUGCGGUUAUAAAAGAAACAAUUAUUUGUCAACCUGCCAACACGGUGCAUGAUUUCGAGGAGGGGCAGGAACUGAGUGCAGUGACUAAAGAGAUCAUUGAGGAAGAAGCCAGGGACAAAUCAAUUGAUGCUCAAGAGGCAAACAAGGAGAGUCAGGAUGGAACAAAGAACGAAAGUGAGAAGACAGAAUAUGAGACCACAAAGGAAGAGAACGAUACAUCACUUGACAGUAUCAACGAUACAAAUGAUAAUAAUACUAUUGAAGAAAAAUGCACAUUCGAGCAUGAACCUGUUGAAGAACAAAAUGGUGGUCUUGAUGUAGCAUCGAAAGAAAUACUUACCGAUUUAAAUGAAACAGCUGCAGUGGAACCAGAAGAUAUCACACCCUCCAGUUCCUUGGGAAUUUCAACGGAAGACACUUCGAACUCAGAGAAAGCAAAAUCAGAAAGUGAAAUCUUGGAAAUAGCAAUGCAUGUGGAUGAAGAAAAAAGAACUGCAACAGAAGAAAUUUCAAGUGAACAGGAAUCAGAAAAAUUGCAUAUUUCUACUGAAGAGAAUGUGACCAAGUUGGAACAAACUGCUGAGAAUAGUUCACCAGACGGAGAAAAUGAUACGGAAGAGGAUGUUUCACAAAAAGAUCAACUUAAUAGCACAGAAGUUUGCCGUGAGAAAAUAACGGAUGUCAUCUUAACUAAAGAGAUUGAACAGGUGACUUCGGAAAUACAGAAGGAAAAUGAAACAACAGACUUCGAAGAACAGGUUUUUGACAAAGAGAGUUAUUCACAAAUUCAAAAGGAAAUGGCACACGAGGUCAGUUUAAAUGAACAAAAGGGAAAAGACUUGCAGGUAGCAGAAGGUAUUAGUUGUGAGUCAAAAGUAAAACACGAUAAUGUAGAUCAAAUACCGAACGAAGAACAGAUUCCAUCUCCAGAAGAUGGUGCAAUAGUAGAACCUGAAGUUGAUUUGCAAUCAAAGAUAGAAUCCACUGCUUAUCCAUCAGAAAGCGAGAAGUUGCCCAUACAAACCUCUGAGUUAAUUACUGAAUUAGAAGACUCAAAGGUGAAAGAAGAAUGCAUUGUCUUAGAAACAGCCGGGCAUACAGCUGAAAACAAAGUUGAGGGAGAACAAAUAAUCAGAACUGACAAAAUAUCAAGUGCACCAGAUACAGAAGAGGAAAAUGAAAGAUCAUCAUUUCUUCAAAAUACAGAAGAAAAGUCUGAGGCUUUGGAAUCCAAGUCGGAGCAUAUGACAGAAGAGAAGUUGGAAGUUGUCAAAAUGGAUUUAGAGGAGGAUGUCGCACAAGCACAAGAAGAUCAGAAUAAAGGGAUAGAAGAAAAAGUAGAGACAGAAAAGAAUGUCAUUUUAGCUGAUCAGGUUCUGGAACCAACAAAGGAGAAUGAAAGGAUUGAAGAUGCAGGAGAGUUGCUCGAUAAUACGUCAAUAUCAAAUCAGACACAAUUGACAAAUGAGCAGAUAGAAUAUGCAAAGCCGAUACCAGUCGGACACACUGAAGAGACAGAAAUGAAAGCGGAAAGCCAUCUAGAACUGGAUAAUAUAUCGGCUGCAGAAGAUCUCGACUGUUUUUCAAAAGCAUCUUCCACCUUAGAAGCAUCCAAUACAGAAAGGGACGACAUUACUUUGAAGUCAAUCACAACCAUCAGAGAAGUAAAAGAUGACAGCGUAGAUGUAACCUCAAAAGAUGAAGUAGUUCUGGUUGCAGAAGAUAUCAGGGACUUAGAACUUGAAGCCAACUUACCAGAACUUAAAUCUACUGAUAUUCCCUCAGAUAGCCAAGAUAGCAUGAAAGUCGCAGAAGGCAUACCCUGCAGUACCCAAGAGACUACUGAAGUAAAAGAUGACGAUCUGAUAUCUAAAGUAGAAAAUCAUGAAGCAUUAGUCAAGAUCAUACAGCAAGACCAUACAGAAACAACAAACGACAAAUGUGAUACACCUUUGGCUGAAGUAUCAAGUGAGAAGUUGUUGGAUGAACCGGAAAAGCAUGAUGCCAAGGAUGAUACUGAAGAAAUUGCUGAAGGAAACAAAAAGGCUCUGGAAGAGUCUUACCAAGAUGCAGUGGCAGAAGUGAUGGUCCAGGAGCAGUUUUCACAAACAGAAGAGUUGAAGGAGCUAACUGAGAAACUCGAGUCCGUGAUACCAUCGGAGGAACCUACACCUCCAAUGGAUGAAGAUCAAACAAAUGAACUUACAUUAGAAGCAGAGAACACAAAGGUUGAGCAUGGCAGUUUAAGCAACAAGGAUAAGAAUCCAGAAGUCGUGGAGGAAGAGUUCGCAAAUUCAUUUUCAGAAGAUCAGAGCAUCAAAGAAAGAUAUGUCGAGGAAGAGGUGCAAGGUAAGGGUGGUGUUGAAGAUACGAAGGAAAGAAGUGGAAAUGAAGUAGUGGAAAAUCUUAUCGUGAAUGAGGUUCUUGUGGAAGAUGAAACGACCAAGGAAAAUAUUAGCAGCAAAGACAACAACGAAGAUAAAGCUAUUCAAAAUCAACCAAUGUCAGUAACACAAGAAGUUUCCCAGAUUGAAAGGUUAAGUUCAAGUCCUGAUGAACUCAUUGAAAAAAAAGAUUUGGUUGAAGAUGCUGAAAAACUGAAACUGGUGGCUGAGGACUUGGAAAUAAAGGAUAAAACGUUCACUGUCAUGAAAGAAUCAAAUGAAGCAAUUGAUAUUCCGGCACCAGAAACUGAAAAUUCGGAGAGUAUGGUGACAGAAGAUAAGGAAAAAGAAGCAGAUGCAGACAAAGAGAAAGAACCACUAGAAGAUCCACGGGCAGACGAUCCAGCAGAAGCCGUUUCUGGUUCAAUUUUGAGUUCUUUGGAGCAAGAUAUAAACUUCGGGUCUGAUGAGUACAGGGACCAUGGUGAGGUGAAGAUACCAGAAGAAAAGCCAGCUGAAGCUUUUGAAAUUACAUCUGAAGUGGCUGAAAUAGUCCCUAAUGAUAGAGAAGUUUCUGCAAUUUCAACAGACGGUCUUCCGGAAACUUCCCUUGAGAUGCCGAUAGCAAAACAUGACAUGAAACUUACAACUACACCUGAGAAGAUUGAAGACGAGAUUAAAGAUAAAGAGGCAGCCUGUAAGUCAGUUGAAAAGACAGGAGAACUUAAUGUUUCUAUAUUGAAUUCCAAAAUAGUUGAAGGCAAACAGGAUGGUCCUGAUGAAAUCCAGAAUAAAGAGAAUGAACCAGUUCAACCUCAGAAGCAAGAAAAACUUGUUGAUCCUCCAGAAGUUGAGAUCAAGAAGCAAGAAAGUUUUACUCAAUGUGCUUCACAAGAAUCACCAGAAGAAAUCGCUUUGUUAUCACAGAAUGACAAGAAAAUUGAAGACUCGCCCACUCUACAAUCAGUAGAGGAAGAGAUCAUGCAGAGCCUAGAUAAAGGAUUUGAAGAAGAUCCUGUUGAUGUAGUGAAUAAUGCGGAAUGCUCAGAAGUAGAAUCACCAAAGCUUGACACAAAAAAGGAAACACCGGAAUUUGUUAACGAGGAAAAUCAAAGGGAUCAGAAAUACCAAGUAAAUGAGCACAAAGAGGCUGCAACUCCAACUGAAGAUGUGAAAAGUUCAACACUGGAACUUGAGGUUCCAUCUGCCAUGGAUAAAACAGCUGACAAAGAAAGUAAUACCGAGAAGGAUCCAGAAGAUACGAAGGCUGAAGUGUAUGAGGCAGAAAAAGAAGUUCUAACAGAGAUCGAGUAUCCCGGGUCAACAAUUAGCAUAACCAAACCCACAGAAGAAGUUCCUGGAAUGAAGCAAGAAAUGUUGGAACUUGAUGUACCAACAACUCUUGGUUCUGAAGCUACAGAAGACUCGAUAAUUUCACAAAAACAUGUAACAGAUUUAUCUCAUGAGCAAGCGGAGCCAACUAAACAGUCAUUUACUGCUGAUGCAGAGGAUUUAAACGCCAGUAAGGCUUCCGGAACUGAGGCACAAUACGGCAGCGAAGUUGCCCAAUAUGAGACGAAAACGAGUGAUGAAAAAGAUGAGUUCGAGUUUGCAGAAUCAACAAAAGGAAAGACGGAAGUUGCUGAAAACUUAAACAGAGACUUCGCGCCACCUUUGAGAAAAGAUCAACAAGUAGACAAAGAAAAAACUGUUGACAGUGCAGUAAAAGCGGAUGAAGAAAAUGAAGAAGAUAGCGAAAAGUUGGGUUCAUGCUCUGAUGCUCCGGUUAUGGUAGAAGCAUCAAAAGAUAUGGACGUCAAGGUUCAUAAGAAAUCUCAUAACAUGCUCUCGGGUGUUGGUUCAAAGGUCAAGCAUUCAAUCGCCAAGGUCAAGAAAGCAAUAACCGGCAAGUCGUUUCAUCCAAAACCAACAUCACCAUAACAAAGAGAAAUGGUUCACAAGGAACUCAAUAUUUUUACAUAUUUUUGAAUGGGGAACAAAAGUUUGAUUAUUAGUUUGCAUAUAUACAUCGUGUGUUUGAGUGAAUAUGUAUGAAACAUCUCAGUUUUAUCCUUUUGCAGCUAUUUAGUAAUUUGUUGAAUUUUUCAGUCAA